CCAGAAGGAAACAUCCCAGACGGCUGGAUGUGGUUUUAAAAGCUGAACCAAAGCGACGCAGAGCAGGCUGGAGAGAACUCGAGGAGGACGGAGCUCGGACGGACGUUUGAUUUUUGGCAGUUUUGGGGAGGAAACUUCCAGGAAGCACUUUACUAUGGACUCAAACGACUGUGACCACACGUCCUUGCACUGUUUCAGCCUUCAGGACAUAAAACGGAUUGUUGUUAAAGAAGAACAGCAGGAGUGUAGCUCCAGUGUGGACCAGCAGGAGCCAGAGCCCCCCCCACACAUUAAAGAGGAACAGGAGGAACUGUGGAGCAGUCAGGAGGGAGAGCAGCUUCAAGGGCUGGAGGAGGCUGAUAUCACCAAGUUCCCAUUCACUCCUGUCCCUGUGAAGAGUGAAGAUGAUGAAGAGGAAGGGCUUCAUCAGAGACAAACUGAACACAUGAAAAGAGAAGCUGAUGGAGAGGACUGUGGAGGACCAGAACCAGCCAGGAACUCACAUCCUCAUCCACUUUUACAACCAGAGACUGAUGAUAGUGUCGAUAGCGAUUUCUGGAAGGAGAGCAGAAAACGUCCGACAUGUUUGAACUCUCUGGAACGUGAGGAAGUUCCGGUCAGUGCAGACAAAGAAAAAAAUUCAAGAUGUAAGAAAACAUUCAGCUGCUCUGAGUGUGGGAAAAGAUUUGGCCGCAAGACGCGCCUAAAUAGACACAUGAAAUGUCACACAGGAGAGAAACCUUUCAGCUGCUCAGUUUGUAAAAAAUCUUUUUCAGAGAAUGGAAGUUUACAGAAACACAUGCGAGUCCACACAGGAGAGAAACCAUUCAGCUGCUCAGUUUGUAAGAGACAUUUUGCAUGGAAAGGACAUUUUCAGAGUCACAUGAGAAUUCACACCGGGGAGAAACCUUACAGCUGCUCAUUCUGUUAUAGAGCUUUCCGUGAAAGUGGGAAUCUUAAGAGACACAUGGCCCUCCACACAGGAGAGAAAAAAUACGCCUGCAGAUUUUGUGAUGAAAAAUUCACCUGGCCUCAACAGCUCAAAAUCCAUCAGUGUGUUUGUCGACAGACUGGAGACUCUUCUGAUCCUGAGACUGAUGACAGUGCUGAUUGGAAGGAGACCAGAGAACCUCAGUCAGCUCUAAACUCUCUGAAGAAUAAGGAAGUUCCUGUCAGUGAUGAGAGAUGUAGUUCUGGCGAGAAAUCAUUUAUCUGCUCUGAGUGUGGGAAAAGAUUUGGCACCCAGACAAAUCUAAGGAUCCACAUAAGAACUCAUGCAGGAGAAAAACCUUUCAGCUGCUCAUUCUGUAAGAAAUCUUUUACACAGAAAGGCAAUAUGCAGAAACACAUGGUAAUCCAUACAGGAAAGAGACUACAUAGUUGUUCCGUUUGUGGUCAAAAAUUCUUGUACGAGGACCAUGUUACACAACACAUGAAAUCACACACAGGAAAAGGAGCUUUCAGCUACUCGUACUGUGAGAAAUCUUUUUCGCAGAGUGGGAUCUUACAGAGACAGUCGAAUGUGACACAGCACUUGAGAAAUCGCACUGGAGAAAAAACAUUUGGUUGUUCUGUCUGUGGUGACAGAUUUUCAUACAAGUCACAUCUGACAUCACACAUGGUCGUCCACACGAGAGAGAAACGAUUCAGCUGCAGCGUUUGUGAAGAAAGAUUCCCUUUGCAUUCACAGAUCGAAACGCAUGAAUGUGUCGGUCGUCAGUCGUCACAGCUUCAUCAGAGUCAAACUGAGGAGAAGAGAAAGGUAGAGCCUCCAGCCAGCAGAUAAACUCAACACAUGGAAACAGAAGCUGAUGGAGAGGACUGUGGAGGACCAGAACCAGCCAGGAACUCACAUCCACUUUUACAACCAGAGACUGAAAACAAGUCUGUGGAGGGUUAGGGUGACAACAUGUUAAA
Messenger RNA from Sander lucioperca (pikeperch), 1917 nucleotides. Its product is annotated as gastrula zinc finger protein XlCGF57.1-like. Gene Ontology annotation, biological process: regulation of transcription by RNA polymerase II. Bases 155 to 1786 code for a protein of 543 amino acids. The record is from RefSeq and is a predicted model, not a curated record. Gene Ontology annotation, molecular function: DNA-binding transcription factor activity; RNA polymerase II cis-regulatory region sequence-specific DNA binding. The transcript has 5 exons. Lineage: Eukaryota; Metazoa; Chordata; Actinopteri; Perciformes; Percidae.